UUCGGCAGUAGCUGUCUUGCCUUGAUCAAAUUAAAUACCCUAACAGUGGGCGUGUGUGUAUAUAUAUGUGUUUCUUGUGUCGUUACUUUGGAAGUGUUCUCGAUGGAUUUUUGUUGGUAGAGGUUGAAUAAUGUAUUGAUAGGGGGACUAAUACACAGGAGCUGUACCAUGUUUGUACAUGCGUCUGAUGUGGAAUUUUUUUCCUGAAAUUACUCUAGGGCAUAUAGAAGCUAUCCCAGUUAAAUAGUCUAUCCCUAGACAAGGGUCUGGAAACUGAUGGGUGUGUUUCAGUUCGAUGUGAAUGUUAAAUGUAUGCUACUUGACUGAAUGCAGAAGUCUGGUUGAUGUCGAACUAGGCACGAAUGAGGUCUUGACUGUGAAUUUCGAAACAGGACUACAGCAGGGGGACCACGACUGGCAGGUAUUCAUUCCUCAGGGAGAUCGGCCUAAAAAAUGGCGAGAUAAGAUCGAAUUGUUAACAAACCUGGAUGAGGUUAAAGGACAUCGUUAAUGAGACUGUUAGUUUAGAUUUCGUCAAUAAUAAGAAAAAAAAAAAAAAGACGCAAUGGGACCGUGCCUUUCAGGACUAUCGAGAGAUAAGCCCCCGUUUGCAGAGAGAAUACCUCCUCCUCCAAAACCGAGAGAGAACAACAGACUCGGAGAGACGACUUAUCCCUUCGUGGUCGCCAUUCACGACUUUACUCCUACCGGACCCAAUCAAGUGAGAUUUAAAAGGGGAGAUCUGCUCGAAAUUUUUCACAAAAACGGUGAGGAUUGGUGGAGGGGACGGCACCAGACAACCAGAGAAGAAGGUUAUAUUCCCGUGGCUUAUACUGUCCCUUCAACAUCCCUUGAGAGCCAAGAAUGGUACUUCGGAAUACUAACGAGGGAUGAAUGUGAGGCACUACUAAUGCAAGAGAACAACCCUGCUGGGGCUUUUCUGGUCAGAGACACUGACAAACACUCGGACAAUCACAAGUAUACCCUCAGCAUCAAAACACUCGAUGGCAACUUUGCGAUAAAGAUGAGGCACUACAGAAUUUUCAUCAACUCAUCUGGAUAUUACUUUGUAUCUCCGACCCACCUAUACUCAACAAUUAAUGAUCUCAUAGAAGCGCUGCGUAACAGAAGUGACCCUCGGGAGAUCAGUCCGGAGCUCACAGUUCCCUGCAGGAAGCCUGUCCCCGUCAUCAAUAAUUUGACGCCCGGUGAAGUGUGGGAGAUUCCCAAGGAGGAUGUGCAUUUUAUCAAGGAGAUUGGAAGAGGAAAUUUCAGCGAAGUCUGGCUCGGAAAAUGUUAUAACACAUCCGUCGCUAUAAAGAAGUUAAUGACAGACUCAUCGAUGACCAGGCAGCAAUUCAUGGAGGAAGCUGCCAUCAUGAAAAGGCUGAAGAACAAGAACAUCUUGGUGUUAUACGGAGUCUGCACCUCAGAGGAUCCUAUACUUAUCAUCACGGAAUACAUAAGCAACGGGUCGCUCCUCGACUUCCUGAGGAAUGAAGAGAACCAGGAGCUUCCGAUUAAUACCAAAAUUCACUUUGCUCAACAGGUGGCAAAUGGCAUGUGUUACCUUGAGAGGCAACAGCUUAUCCACCGGGACUUGGCGGCUCGAAACGUCCUUAUCAACGAAGCUCUAAUCUGCAAGAUUGCUGACUUCGGUCUAUCGAGGAUUCUAAGCGGGGACGAGUACAGUGCAUCUAGCCAAAUGAAAAUCGCUCUCAAAUGGACUGCUCCGGAGGCCUUCUUGAAAUAUUGCUUCAGUAUCAAGUCCGACGUCUGGUCUUAUGGCAUCCUGUGCUAUGAGAUAUUCACUGGCGGCGAGGUCCCGUAUUCAAGUUAUACCAACGACGAGAUUAUAUUCCUCAUAAGAGAUGGCCACCGCUUGGGUAAACCUUCCAACUGCCCUGACCUAAUUUACGAAACGAUGUUGUGCUGCUGGAAUGAUAAACCGCAGCAGAGGCCAACGUUCGAGUUUCUCCUCCAACAGAUGCAAAAUUUCAUUGUGUACCAAGAGAUGCCCUAUUAUGCACCACAGCCAGAAUAAUAGUGUAGUAACAGGAAAUGGUCAGGGAAUGUCAUGACAGCUUUAGUUCCCACAGAUCUUGCUCAGGGUGUUUACCCAAUAAGGCUUCAGUGGGAGGGUCGUGGAUGUUAAAGACGAACAAAAACUACCAUUCCUCCCGCUGGGGUAACUAUAGAUCUCGCGCCAACCAAAAGUAGAGGUAAUGGUCGAUGAGACAAUUUAUGAUUACUAUCAACUUCUUUCAUUUCAUAGCUUUUGGUAUUGUCUUUCAGUGGCUGUUGGGUGGUACAGUCCAAUGGUCGACACCUGACUCCUUUAUAACAACCAUCCAUUUUAUUUGACUGAUCUAUUUGAUAAAGAAACGUUUGAAGUAGUGUGAAGAACAGUGAUGUAUAAACACCUAGAAAAGUGUCCACUAUUAAAAAAAAUCAAAGUAAUCUUGUGCAAAUAUAAUGAGAAAAAGAAAAUAAUUACUUUAAUAAGAAAAUGUAUGAGAUUAAACAUUUCAUGAUAAACUGUUUAACGCUUAUCCAGAGCUGAAAUGACAUAGAGUGCAUUUAUCUGAUAUGGGUUGUGUUAUGUAUAAAUUUUCUUUCCAUGUAUGAGUAAAAACAUACAUACAUCACAAUAAAUUA
Macrobrachium nipponense is the source of this 2658-nucleotide messenger RNA. RefSeq names its product tyrosine-protein kinase SRK3-like. Bases 566 to 2044 code for a protein of 492 amino acids. Gene Ontology annotation, biological process: protein phosphorylation; innate immune response; cell differentiation. The record is from RefSeq and is a predicted model, not a curated record. Lineage: Eukaryota; Metazoa; Arthropoda; Malacostraca; Decapoda; Palaemonidae. Gene Ontology annotation, molecular function: signaling receptor binding; non-membrane spanning protein tyrosine kinase activity; ATP binding. The transcript is spliced from 10 exons. Gene Ontology annotation, cellular component: extrinsic component of cytoplasmic side of plasma membrane.